UGUUUACAUUACAAAGCAUCUGCUGUGCUUCACGGAGUAGGCGGCGGCCUAGGCCAAGCUCGCUAGUAUUUUUACAUGUCAUCAUAGAAGACCUGAGUCACCCUUAGACUUAAAUUGUCAAAACUGCCACUCAUAGAUCUGUCUUUGAAGAACAAGAAGCCCACUGCAAUGGCACACCAAGAAUAUAGUCACUUUCCAAAUGGAGAUGUUAUUUUCCUAGAUCGUGGAGAUGGUUCAUCAGCUCUGGUGCAUUUGUUUGGUGCUACCUUGCUGUCUUGGAAAUGCAAAGGCCAAGAGAAUCUUUUCGUAAGCUCUACUUCUAAGUUUGACAAGAAGAAAGCCAUUCGUGGAGGAGUACCGGUUGUAUUUCCAAAUUUUGGACCUUGGCCUCUGGGACCUCAGCAUGGAUUUGCAAGGAUCAAACCAUGGACAGUGUCUAUUCCUCCCACUAAGGGACAAGACGGAAACGUCCUCACUGUUCUGUCUCUGGAGGAUGAUGAAGAAACAAGAAACAUGUGGGACUACAAGUUCAAACUGGUUUACACCUUGGAGCUGAAGGAGGACUCUCUUGUUUCAUCAUUUUCAGUCCACAACACUGACAGUAAGAGUUUAGGUUUUACCUGCCUGAUGCAUACCUACUUUAGGGUAGCAGAUAUCACCAGUACGGCUGUCUCAGGACUCAAAGGACUUGCAUUUACUGAUAAGCUGAAAGAUGGAAAACAGGAAAGGGAGACUCGUGAUGAAGUCACAAUUGAUAGAAAUUAUGACAGGGUGUACAAAAAUGCACCAAAGACUAUACAGAUUGUGAGUGGAGGUAACCCCAGCAGGAAAAUUGAACUUAUUACGUUCAACCUUCCAGACAUUGUUGUGUGGAACCCAUGGGAAGAAAAGGCGAAAGAGAUGGGUGACUUUGAUGACUUGGGAUACAAAGAGAUGAUCUGUGUGGAGGCCGGCAAAGUGGAUGAGCCUGUGACUCUGCCUGCUGGACAGCACUAUGAGUGCAGUCAGACUUUCAAGUCUUUGUUGUAAUGUGAUUUAUACGGACAUGUUAGUUAUUUAACUUUACAGGGCUAUUUGCUUGUGCAAUGACCAUGUACGUAGGCUCCUCUUAAUUUUGUUUUUCCUACGUGUAUAAUUCAGGCAACAUUGCCUUUAUUAGGGAUAUAUGCAAUUAUAGGCAAUAGGAAAUCUACAAUCUCAUGAUUUUUUUUGUAGGGAAUUGUGAACUGCAAUAAGCUGUUCUAGUCUUGUGCUUCAUUUAUUCAUGGAGUCAUUAAAGAGAAGCCUCUUGGAAAGUGGGCAUUCUGAUAAGGUUUACUCAGUGCUGGACUGUGUUAAUGUUUCGUCUUCAUUCAUACAUUCUUAGAAGGAUUAAUUCCUUACUUUUAAAUUGUAACUGCUGUUGUCAUUUAUUUUUCGUGCAACUUCAUUGUUACGAUGGUUUAUAGUUUAUAAAACAAUCAAUUCUCAUUGUUGUCACAAACUUAACUUUUUUCCUUCUAAAAAUUGUUGAAAAAUAAAGCGAGAAAUGUUCUUAGCAGUCAGGGUGAGGAUGAUAUAGUUGUUUGAGAUGUCACUGAUUUAUGAUUCUGACUUGUUAACUCAGUUAUACUACUUGAUGUAUGAGUAGAUACCCACCAUAGUAUCUUGCAACUUGUAUUUAUGAUGUAUUGAAUGAAAAAUAUUUUAGCAAAUUCAAACCAUUUUUAUAUAUUAAAGGUCCUAAUUCCAGAAACCAUUUUCAGUCUCUAAUUUUAUUUGCUGUUUGAAUAUUGCUAUUUAUUCUUCAAUGAUAAAACUUACAGUGGCAGACAUUGGGUUACCAUAAUAUAAUAGUUUAAUGGGACAUGCAAUAGAAAAAUGAUGUACUCAACCUGUCAUCUCACAGCAAUGACACAUUUGUUUUUUCUUGUCUUUAAUCUGGCAAAUCUUGAAUUUACUGCAAUGUGGUAUAGAUUUGUUAGUUUAUUAUUUGAUUUUUUAAAAUUUCUUUUUGGUGCCAUACUGUUUAGUUUUGUAGGACAUGCUGUCAAACAGCCAUCUCUGAAUUCCAGUAAACUUAUUGUGAUGAUCGGUACAUGCCUGUUUUAUUUCUAUUUAGUUCAAGAGUGGGGAGUUUACUCAUAAUAUGCUUGCUGUGGUGUAUGUGCCUAUGUAAUGCUUUCGUAUGCUAAAGAAAUGUAAUGUAAUUGUACUUUGGUUAAAUCUGCUUUUGUUGAGUAAUAUUUUCAUCAAGGGAAGUUUUUAGCUGAGUGAACAACAUACCGUAAUUGAUGUUUGGGGUCAUACUAUUGGUAAUUGCUUGUUUUAUGCUUUUUAAAUUCGGUGCUUAUAUUUUGUUAAUGUAUAGUAAGACCACCGUAAAGACACUGUUGUGAAAAGUUGGACCAGUGAAUGUUUUCUUAAAAUGCUUACACAACACUUAGAAUGCUAAUUAUUUGGUUUUAAGUGAAUCCUAGACAGUAAUUCCAACAGGCCAUUUAUUUCCUCGUUCCCAUCUGAAUUGUUGCUUUUCUCCACGGCUUUGAAUAUUUAGACUGAUCGACCAAUGCCAUAAAAUGUUCUCAAUCACUGUGAUGCCUUACACUCAUGAUGAUGAGCACAAAUAAAAUACAUGUAGGCAAAUUAUUGACUCUUUUGUUUUGCAAGCCACAGUGAGAUUAGAUAUUCUCCUUACUCAAAUCUUAGACUUAAAUUUAGAUGAUUGUUGUGUUGAUACACAAAAAUAAUAUUUAAAAUUACUUCCAAUGUAUGUAAAUAACUAUCAUGUAGUUCCAGAUAGUCACUACUUGGAAACCAUUUUAACCAGAAACUUUUUUUCAGUACACUCCUAAUGUGAUGAGCACUUCAGAUCAUUAACAGAAACACUGCUUUGGAUUGAACUUGAUUGAUUUUUAACAUUCACUUUUUGAUUUGCUUUCUCUAUUCUGUCAUCUUGACUUUUGACAAGGUUCAAGGUUGUGACUGGUAGGCUGGUUUUGAGAAGAAAUCUAUGCAGUAUGACAAUUAUAUUACAGUAGUCUCUACCUAAACGCACGGUGCCCGCGAAAGCUCCUUAGCGUGGGUUUAUAUGGAGCAUGCGUUUACAUGAACCUGUGCAAAAGGAGGAAGGGACACAGUCAUCGAAAUUCCUUGAUGUUCAAGUGACCUCCCUUGGAGGUGGGGUUCAUUUAAGUCACUUUGGCCGACCGAUAAUGUGACGAAACGUGACUGUUUUGUGAAGGAUUCCCUGACUGCAGUUAAGAAUACAAAGGAACAGAUAGCCUAAUAGGAAACUGUUGGUGAUAGUCAUAAAGACAACGGCCCAGCCACAUGGCUUUCCAAGCGACCAGUCCCCGACUGUAAAUUCAAGGACAACAUUGGAAUGAUGAAUGAUAGAUCUCUACAUUCAGACAAACAUUUCUCUUGUGAUUCAUUGAACAAGUACAUUAUAAGUUUUUCGAGCGCAGCUGAUUAGGUUUACUUGACUAAUCUUUAAUCCUAAAGAAGAGGCCUAUCUAGUGUUCUACAGCAUUCACAUGUGUUGCGCUUCAAAGGCCGAGGUCUAACUAAACACUACAUUAUUAUGCAGUCGCCCAAACACCAGUCAGAGACCUUCUCUCAAACUUUCAAUCAGUGACCAAUCAAAAAACAUUUCAACCCCCCCAACAUUUCACCGACCUGUCCUAGACCUAUAUGUACUGUCUGUGGAAAGUGUGAAAACGUUGUCCAUCACUCUCUUUGUUCGGCGUGAAGGGAAGUCUCACCAAAUAUCCUGUUUUCUAGGCUUGUCUUAUGCAAGCUGUGCAGUUUGUAGCAAACAUUUCACUUUGUCAAGCUUUACCUGUCGGCACGUUUCGUGGAUUAAAUCGUUCGUUUAGAGGGAGUGACCGUGUGUUUGUACAUCUAGAUUAUAAAGUGAAAAACCCGUCAUAUGACGAAAGCGUGCAAUUGAGCGGAGCGUGCUUUUGAAUAGCGUGCGUUUAGGCAGAGACUACUGUUUAUCAUGAUGUUUUCAACUGCAGUUGAAGGGAGUUAGUUUUUACCCUUGGAAAUGCAUUUUCUAUCUUUUGCUCUGCAUUCAUUUCAAUCUAUCAGCUCAAAGUCCCACAAGCUUUUCUGAACAGAGAAAAUACUACACGAUACUUUUACUAUAGUUUGUGAUAUCAAACCAGGCGCUCUGCUAAUAAAUGUGUAUGAAAAUUAAGUGUGUAAAAUAUUAAUACCCACGGCGCAGAGUUCGAUUGCAUGUUAUUUGGUUUGAUUUUUAAUACUGGAAAUUCAUGAAAGAGUCUUUAAUCUAUGGCAUAUUAUUGAAUUACUGUUCACUUAAUUUUAUAGUCACGUAUGUCAUACAACCAUUACAAGCAAGGUUCAAGAAAAAGAAUUGUUUAGAUUGCCUUAAAAGAUCCUGUGCUACUGCAUUAAAUUUGGCUGUGUGUGCAUUUUUUCAAAAAGAAAUGAGCAUUAUAAUUAUAAUUGAUCUUUUUCUCUGCUGUAUUGAAAAGUACACAUCCAGCAUUUACUUUUAACAUCGUUUUGACAAAAAUCUGUAAGGAGUCUGAGUGGUGUCAAAAUUGAUAGGGGUUUCCUAAUUUUAUUCAUAAAUUUGUGCAGAAAAUUAUCAUUUAGGUGAAAAAAAAUCUUCAAAGUUAGGAUGGAUAUCUAUUUAUUAGGUAUCAGUAUAGGAUAAAAAUAAAUUCUCCAGCUGAUCUCUGAUUGAGCAAGGGCUGUCAGUUUGUAUACGUUAUGGCAACAAUAUUCAGAAAGAUUGGCUGAGUUCACAUCUGAACUCGAUAUAUAAUAUAUGCAUUAAAAAACAAAUAUAUUAUUAUGUACGAGCUAAAGAGCCUUGGGGAAUCGUAUAUUAUAGGAGAGAAGUACUAAAAUAGAGCUACAGAUUUAUUAAGGUUUCAUCUUUGCAUGGUCAUGCAGCAUUUAAGAAUUCUUUCCUUGGGGAGUGCUUAAGUUUUCAUAAUUAUUUUUGCAACAUGUAUAUUAUGAGCUUAACCUCACUCACAAUGAAAUAUAUGUAGUCUUAGUCUUACCAAAAAAACCCCACAUUAUUGCACUACCCAUGAUUACCUUAAAGCAGCCAGAAAACUGGUACAGAGAUAAGAAGUCUUGCAGAGAAACCCAAGCUGGUCAGAGAGCUGGGCAGGUUACCUGAUGUAUUGACAUAAUACAUGUUAAACUCUCUCCCUCUCUCUUUCAACCCCCCGCCCCCCUCCUUUUCCUUUAUCUCUUUAAAGUCUUUAUCUCACAACUCCUUGUUAUUGUGCAGCUGCAACUAAAGGGUUCCUGAAGAGGUCAGUCAUAGCACUUACAGCUGUCUAAUCUCUUUCUUGCCCUCCACAUUUCAAUUUUUUCCCCAAGUCCAUUCACUGGCUUUUUCCCAAGCCCUGCGCUUCUUUUCUUUUUUUAAAAUAUAUGUGUUUCUUAUGACCAUCUGUGAGUUCACUGCCAUUUACUAUGUUUCUUGAAGAAAGGUUUUAACCUAAACAUUAGGUGUAUAUAUGUUGUUGUUUUAGAGGUUUCAGAUACUGCCACUUUGUAAUUUCUCACAAAAUGAAAGUGCAUGAUUUAUGAUAGUGGUUCUAGAAUCUAAAUCAAAGUCACAUAAACAGUGUUAACAGUUCCAGGGUCACAGUGAUCAAGUGGAGGCAGAUUCAAACAAAGUCAAGCUAUAAUAUAACAACAUUAAAUUAGGUGGUCACUGAGACGUACAUUUUUUUAAAAAUGCAGGCGUUUCUAUGCACCCUUCAACACAAAUUAGACCAUAAUUUAAGAGGUGGGCUUCGACCCUGCCUGUCAGGGCUAACCUGGGCCAAGACUGAAACAACAUCUCAACAGAAAGACCAAGGUACUCUUUAAAAGUUCUCCCCUCUUGUGAGUCAAACUUGGUUCUCCUGCAUGUGACAGUGAAGCACUUAAUCGCAUCACAGAUAUCAGUGACUGGAAUGCUUGCAUGAAUAAAACAUGCUCACUAUUUGUAAAAUCGAUUGAAACGCUGAUGACUUACAAUAGUGCUUGUGGACAAGAAUUGAUUCUAGUUUGGUUUAUAUUUUGUGAUAAUAAAAUAAAUCAUAUGCUUUGAAUGUAUACAAGCCAUUAAAAACAAAUUUCAA
Molecule: messenger RNA, 6107 nt
Organism: Aplysia californica (California sea hare)
Lineage: Eukaryota; Metazoa; Mollusca; Gastropoda; Aplysiida; Aplysiidae
Product: glucose-6-phosphate 1-epimerase
Exons: 10
Coding region: 169-1029 (286 amino acids)
Biological process (GO): carbohydrate metabolic process
Molecular function (GO): isomerase activity; carbohydrate binding
Source: RefSeq, a predicted model, not a curated record